Molecule: messenger RNA, 663 nt
Organism: Aphanomyces invadans
Lineage: Eukaryota; Oomycota; Saprolegniomycetes; Saprolegniales; Verrucalvaceae
Exons: 1
Coding region: 1-645 (214 amino acids)
Molecular function (GO): ligase activity
Source: RefSeq, a predicted model, not a curated record
AUGUUGAUCUGGCUUGGUGUGUACGUCGCCGUCGCGGCCGCGGCGCUCAUCAAGACCAACGCGACCGACCCGGCGCCGUGGAAUACUGUUCUUGGCGUCACCAGCGGCGUCAAGGUCUAUUCGAACUUCAACGCGACUUCGUACGACAACGAAAACUACUACCCCGAGGGCACGACAUGGCAGAACGGCACGUACACGGGGCUCCAGUGGCAGUGUGUUGAGCUCGCACGACGCUACCUGCUCGUCACGGAGGGGGUCGUGUUCGAGUCGGUCGACGACGCGGUCGAGAUCUUUAGCCUCCGCACCGUCAAGAACAUCACCAACAAGGACCGGCUCCCGCUCUACGUGUACCCUCAAGGCUCUUCGACCCCACCGCAAGUGGGAUCGUUGGUCAUUUGGGACCGCCAAGGCGUGUACUCCCCGUUUGGUCACGUCGCCGUUGUCGUGAACGUCCAGAACACAUACAUUGACGUCGCGGAGCAAAACUUGGAAGACACGGUGUGGCCGGCGUCGGCGUACUACUCGCGGCGAAUUCCAGUCUCGUUCACGCCGUCGGCAUUCAACGUCAAGCCGUACUACAACCUUCCAAACGAGACCGAGAAUGUCCUCGGGUGGGCAACAUUCAACCCUCGUCAUAGUUGUUAAGCUCCAUAUACGUCGUUG